GGACUUUGUUACUGUUUGAAUAAGGUUUGGGGGAUAAAAGGAGAGGCCCCAUUACCGACUGAGAGAACACAUUCAUAAGAGCCUACUCGCCCCGCUUCAAGACAAUUCAACUCAGCCCCUCAACACGCAAAACACAAACACAACAACGCUCGACUCUCAUGUUUAGGACCUUGCAAAGAUCCAUCAAGGCCCCAGUCAAAAGCUUCAUGGAUCCAAGCCAAAUACAGAGAAUUUCUGGGAGGUAUCGCAUGCCACCGGAAUGGCAAAAGCACUCUCAAACGUUAACUGCAUGGCCAUCUCCCGCCUCUAUUGUAGACGAGAAGAUCCUUCGACAAGCACGCGCGGAAGUCUCGGCUCUAUCCAAUGCGGUUUCCCGCUUCGAGCCAGUCACGAUGUUUGCCCGCCCGGAAGACGUUUAUGAAGCGUCUGCAACGGUGUCUGAUAACGUUACCGUGCGACCACUGGCCCUAAAUGAGCUUUGGAUUCGCGAUACAGGACCGGUCUUUGUUCAUGGAACGCAAAAUGGUUGUUCUACUGGGCUCAAGCUGAAUUUCAAUUACUGGGGGGCGAAGAUACCAUCCUCUGGUGAUGAAGCGGUUGCUGCGAAUAUCGAGAUUCCAGAAGCUUCAGUCAUAGACCGUAAGGAUGAAAAGGAUGGAAGUGCGCCUCCGGGAAGUGUCAUACCUAUUAUUGACGGUGGUUUCACUAGUGAAGGAGGAGCGAUUGAGGUCGAUGGAGAUGGAACCCUUCUGGCGACUGAGAGCUCCAUCGUCAAUGAGAACCGUAAUCCCAGGAAAUCGAAGAAAGAGUUGGAAGAACUUUUCGAGAAAUACUUCGGAAUCCACAAAGUGAUCUGGCUUACUGGGGUCAAAGGCUACGAUAUCACCGACUUUCAUAUCGAUGCCUUUGCAAGAUUCAUCAAAGAGGGCCAGGUUCUUCUCAGCAGACCCUCUGAACGUGCUGAUCCGCUGGUGAUCCAAGCCUACAAAGAAGCUAAGGAAAUCUUGAGAAACGCGACAGAUCAUCGAGGAAGACGAUUUGAAGUCUUUGAAGUUGAAGAGCCUCAUCCCAGUGACCUCCCUGGUGAGAAUUGGGAUCAUUUCGAUGUGACCGUUGCUUCAUACGCCAACUACUACCUCCCCAACGGAGGCCUGAUCAUGCCGCGCUUCGGAGUCGGAAAGCUUGAUGAUGAUGCCUACGAAUUGUUUCGCCAGCAUUUUCCAGAUCGGGAGGUUGUUCAGGUUGAUCUGAACAUCCUUCCCAAACUCGGCGGAGGAAUUCAUUGUGCUACACAGCAGGUUCCAAUGGAGGGUUGGUUUGGAAGGGCCGUACGAAGGGGGGAAUUGAAGUUCUAACGCUGCGACUUAUGCACUUGGAGACAAUGAUAAUGUGUUAACGGCCACCCGAGGGCCAAUGUCGGAUAGUACUGACUUUUCUCGAAUUAAUACUCCACUCAAGUUCAUCACUUAAUUCUUUGCGAGAUAGGCAAGAAUGUUAUCGGAAUUCGUGACAGCAGAAUUGAAG
This is a messenger RNA of Fusarium oxysporum Fo47, 1524 nucleotides long. RefSeq names its product agmatine deiminase family protein. Gene Ontology annotation, molecular function: agmatine deiminase activity; protein-arginine deiminase activity. NCBI's taxonomy places the organism in Eukaryota, Fungi, Ascomycota, Sordariomycetes, Hypocreales, Nectriaceae. The coding region runs from base 159 to 1355 and encodes 398 amino acids. The transcript has a single exon. The record is from RefSeq and is a predicted model, not a curated record. Gene Ontology annotation, biological process: putrescine biosynthetic process.